CCAACUUGAUCUUGGAAAAACGUCCACAGCACGUGUGCAACGAACACAAUGUUCUUUGGUCUCUUGGGAGCGCUGACAUGGCGCUCUUUAAAGAAGUGAACAUUGAGAGUAGUGUCCUUGAAACUAUUAUUUGAGCACUACUGAGCAACGCCACGAUGAUGAGAGGCACCACUGUAUUAUUCCUUUCCAGCCUCAUGGUCGUCAUGACAAUGGCAUCGGCAGCAGAGUAUGAGGUAGUGCUGGAAGAUUUCUCGUCUCCCAAGCUCUCGUGGAGUACCUUUGGCGACGAUCACAUGGGCGGUCCUUCCCAUGGCGAUUUUCGAAUUGGAAAUGGCGUCGGAGUAUACGACGGAAGGGUGGGUUUUCUACCCCGUAUUGCCGGACCCGGGUUCAUCAAGCUGGACGGCAGUAGCAGUUUUGACGACAUUUCCACGUGCCGUGCCAUCAAGCUCGUGGCACGGUCGACCACACCUUCCUAUCAAGGAUUCCGCUUGAGCUUUGGAACCGAACACGAUCCCGUGACCCAAAUGCCAUAUAUCAAAGGACACAAGGCCCACUUUUAUCUGGAUGCAUCGGUACCAUCCACAGGAUUUCAAACCGUGCUGAUUCCCUUUCAAGAUUUUUCGUUGGAUUGGGAUCCUCGCACGGGAGAUGCCGUGGUGCCUUGUAGGGACGAUGUAGAAUUUUGUCCCGACUUGGCAACACUACAGGAUAUCAAGAAACUGGCCAUUCUUGGAGAGGGUGCUGCGGGUGACGUCAAUCUCGAGAUGCAAACGAUUAGUGCCGUAGAAUGUGGGCAAGAACCCAUGAACUUUAUGAACUUUCCCAAGGAUGUGCAGUUCGUGGAGUAUGAAUAUACAGCCGAGGGCAGAUCGUUCUUUGGGGUACCGUUUUUUCUAAUGGCUGCUGUUGCUGUGAUCGUUGGAGCGCUGUACUGGAAACAAAAAAAGCAACAACGGACUGCCCCCAAUUUCUACCAAGCUGUGGAGACAAUCGACACAACGCCCCAUGAAGCUGGAUAUUCUCUGGAACUAGCCGAAACAUAGUUUUGCCUCUAAUCUAGCUAUAUAGGAAUGUCUGGUAGCGAACGGCGGCACAGAAAUUUUUCUCCACCCAUUGAAUGGCGCAAAGGUGACACAAGGCAUGUCCGCUGCUACGUACUCCAAACAAUGACUUCGUGCUGAUCCGCCGAAGCACUAGCUUCUCAUGGGGUAAGGGCGAACAUGGCUAGUAGACGGCAUGGGAUACCUGUUGCAAAUAGUUUGUCGCGAUAGCUUGUCGUCACUGAUGAAAACAAGGAGACAAAGCACAGCUUCAGCCCACCACCAGUUCUUCCUGUAGCUCCAGCACCGCCUCGAUUGCCUCCGGUCUUUCCCCCCUUCUGUAUGGCGAGUCGCACAGGGCAGAGAUGCCCAGCCAAUGUCUCGAUCGGUACCAGACCAAUCCGUGCAAAUUCUAGAGCUCUUGUACAAUGACCAUGACUCCUUCCUUCCUCUCCUCUUGCACAAUUGUAACCACCCAUUGACAAUCAACAAGCGAUGGAGGAAUGCUUCCUUCCCACCAAUGCAACAAAAGCAAUGGAGAAGAUCCAUUUUCUAAUCAGAGCUUCCUCUGCUGAGCAACUUUUGGCAACGAGGUUGUGUGUUUGAACGGAGGUAUUUCAAGGGAAGAAGCAAAGCAACAACAAAAACUGUGUAAUACUAAAUAUAGGAUGUUGGUCAUCCACUACUAC
Molecule: messenger RNA, 1732 nt
Organism: Seminavis robusta
Lineage: Eukaryota; Bacillariophyta; Bacillariophyceae; Naviculales; Naviculaceae
Source: the annotation of a GenBank genome assembly